This is a messenger RNA of Nasonia vitripennis (jewel wasp), 4242 nucleotides long. RefSeq lists its product as uncharacterized. The record is from RefSeq and is a predicted model, not a curated record. Gene Ontology annotation, biological process: apoptotic DNA fragmentation. NCBI's taxonomy places the organism in Eukaryota, Metazoa, Arthropoda, Insecta, Hymenoptera, Pteromalidae. Gene Ontology annotation, cellular component: mitochondrial inner membrane; nucleus. Bases 2834 to 4117 code for a protein of 427 amino acids. The transcript is spliced from 8 exons. Gene Ontology annotation, molecular function: nucleic acid binding; single-stranded DNA endonuclease activity; metal ion binding.
GCCCAAUCGCAAAAUACUCAUUGGAUUGAUGCAGGUUACUCUGCCUACGGUUCUAUGUAAAAUAAAGGAUGCAAAAACACGUAGCAGUCAAAACGCAAUUUUGAGCUUCGUCUCCCGAAUUGACACGAUACUCCCAAAGUUUGCACGUGCGAUUACCUUUUCGGUUACUAUAUCCCACACCUCGUCUAUUGUGCUCCAGUCCAUUGUCUGCAGUUCGUGUAAUAUGCAACAUGCUGACACGUGACACACUGCGCUGCACGCGACGCAUUUCGCGUUUACUCUGCCAUCGACGCUUUCGAAUUUCCCCGCACCAGUUUUCGAUUUACUGCAGGCUGAAAAAGGGCGAGGAGAGAGAAAGAGCAAUCGAGAAAGAAGGUCAGGCUUCUCGAUAUUCCAAUUGAUUCGAUGAAACUCUUUCUUUCUCUAUUUUUAAAGCGUCGCAAUUUUUUCCUUCGCUCGCGCUCGUUGCCAAAGGGAGCAUGACUCCUGCGCGAAGGGAAAAUCAAUUCAAUAGUUCAUUACCGAGCGUUUAUGAAACGAGCUUUAAUUGACCAAGACGGUAUAAUGUGGAGAGAGAGAGCUUCCUUUUCACGCUAUUUCUGUUUUAUGUAUUUACAGUCGAUAUUAAUCGACGGUAGCGAGAUGCGCUCGCAAAUUGCUUCGGUUCAUUUGAAUAAGCAAACAGCUGCACCGCAACAUAGGUAUACUCCUGAUACGCCUUUCACGUCACUCGUGCCUAAUAAGUGAUUAAUUGGGUAAUUAGUGGAGGGGAAGAGUUUCCAAUGCGUCAUUCUGCGGAUGGUGAUGUAGUGCACUUUGAGGCGAUGGUGUUUGAUUAGUCAUUUUGAAUUUCUCAGAGAUGUUGGAAAUAAUGCUCGUUCCACGCAAGAGACUACACUGGCACGUGGAAAAAGCGUUGUUGAAAAGAUAAUAUUUCGUACAUGCAUUAUUUACAGGUUGUUUACUGGAAGGUUUUUUCGACACGCGAUAUUUUUUAGAUCUCGGUUAACGCUUCUUUACUCGCAGCUGACUCACGUCAGACUAUGUUCAAAAUGAAAACCAAAAACAUCGUUUUUCAUAUAUUUUUGCUGCUUCUUCUGCGACUCGUAAAAGCAAGUGCUUUUGUACAAGAUUAUCAUACAAUACACGACUGUCGCCUACCAACGAACUGCCUCGCUGUCAACGAGUUCCAGCCUCUCGUACUGCAGAGCGUAUUGCAAUACCCAAGUUACGAGCAGAGCUUUCAGUUUCAAUAUCCAAUUUCAGUGAAUUCUGACGCCUUCGUACGAGUGACUGAAGAAACCCGACUUGUCUGUGCUCAUGGCAACCUUAGAAUCAACUCACGAAGUUUACCAGAAGACGUUCGCUCGGUUUCCAUCCAGUGCGGUGUUACUAGCUACCAACUGACACAGGCAGACUACCCACCCGUACAUGGGCACUACUACAGGUACAAAUCGAAGCCAAGAUGCGUGACAAGCGCGAAUACUUUUGCCGAGAUCGGCUGUACUGCCAGACAGUUUCCCGAAGCUUUCCUAGUACAUGACCGAUCAAAGCACUGCCAGUCGAAAAUCUGCAAUACUUGGGUGGAAAUUGGUUAUCAAUUGAAUGAUAGGUUUCUUCCGACGAUAGAGUUUAUCAUAGUCAAUGAAACGAAGCUGCAACCCUUGAUGGCACAUGUGACUAUACCACCGGUUAUCGGAAGCCGACAAAUCGGUAGGUACACCUGGAUGAUGAGAAAGGGACCGAUUUUUGGGGCGAUUCCCGUGAGAAUCGAGGAGGUAUAUAGAAGGGACUAUCAGAGGGGGAGGUUUUACGAGAUUUUCAGAAAUCGGCAACUAGUGGAUUUCUAUAUUCCCGAAUAUGGCGACACGUACCUGACGGAAGGUCAGCUGAUUUCCGAGCAUGAUUUCUUCUACAAAUCACAAAUAAGCUCGGCUUCUUUUUACGAGAACACGGUACCGAUCUGGCGAAUCAUAGCUAGAGGAAACUGGGCACUGGCAGGAGAGUUCGUACGCCAGCUAGCUGCAAAAACUAGGAGAGGUCUGCAGCUCUGGUCCGGCACGAUCGGUCAACUCGCAUUUCCCGAUUUUUACAGAGACGAGAGACCGAUUUUUCUUAUGGAAGGAGUUAACGGAGAACACCUUGUCCCCGUACCACAACUGCUGUACAAAUACGUAGUUGACUAUGAUGGAUAUUACGGACCUCGAGGACUGAUGCUGAUAACGGUCAACGAUCCACGAGGUUCACAUUAUCUGGACUACGCACGUCACCAUAUAUGUCCCCCAAGACAGACAUGUCAGAGGAUUCAUCCCGAGUUCGCCGACACACGACUCGGCUACACAUACUGCUGUGCUCUCGAGGACGUCUGGCCCACAGCGGAGCAACUUGGUCUGCCUGUAUUUUCAGGUGGGAUCGAGAUGCUUCUUUGAACAAGCGUAAAUAUCACUGUAUCAUAAAUAGUUUGAUAAAUAAAGGGUUUGUUGAACCUUAAACAGCGUCAGUUCCUAAAUGUAGUUCACUCCUGUUUUCUCGCAAUAAAUAUAGAAGCGAGAGCUGUUUAUUAUUUUCCACGCGGUACUGCAGCUAUCUUCACUGAUAAGAGGCUUAUCUCUUUACAUAAAAUCCGAUUGAGAUCGGUUGCACGUAAUGUUCUCAUUUACUGUUUGCCUACCGCUUGCCGCUAAAAAUGUUGAACAACAACGCGCAACAACGCGUGUCGUGUACCAGGGAAAAUAUUUCCUGCUUUGCGACAUGCAAAUUAUUGUCGCACUUUGAAUAAUCGUAUGCAAGGAAGAAUGACAUUUUUUAGUCAGUUUCCUGGAAGAGGGUCAACAUGCACGUUACGCUCUUUUUGUAUUUUUUUCUCAUCUUUUUUCGUUCUUCGCUCGCAGCGACGACCGAAGACGAGCCAGAUGACGACGACUGUCUAAUUAACAUAGUACGCGACCUAAGUCGUUCGGAACCUUUACUUCUAAGCACAGAUAGUCCACCCCAGUUCCUUUAUCCGGAUCCUAUGGAACCUCGCACUGUUCGACUGGAUGACAAUCAACACUUCCGAGUCGUCUGCGGAGUUGAUUCGCUCUACGUGUCUUGUCAAGACGCUAAAUUUUACAUUAAUAGCGGUAAAAUCAGGUUUCGGAUGAGGGCGAUUAACUGCGGCAGACAUUCUUCUAAACACAUGCUCAGACCCUUGAAAGCGAGUUGCCCAACAAACGUGCUCUGCUACCAGGUCGGUUUCCAGUUGAACAUCUUCGACUUUGUCCCAACUAUCGACUUGAUCUACGUGAACGAAGUGCGACUGCGUCCACUUUGGGCUCACAUAACCAUCCUUCCCAUUAUAGGCCAUCGUCAAAGACGUGGUGAAAACGACGAUUACGAGGAAGGUGAACUCUUCUCUGGAUCCAUAUCCGCUCCGAUGGAGGAAAUUUUCGACAGAGACUACCAGAGAACCAGGUUUGCUAAAAUCCUAGGCAGUCAGGAACUGGCUGAGAAGUACAUCACCGAAAAAGCCAGUAGCAUUUUUCAACUGUUUAGCAGUUUGCUGAGGGUAAAGGAAGGUUUAGCAGGCGGUGAACACCUUGUACGAGGUCAGCUAAUCGACAACGACGACCUAUUCUACAAACCUCAGCAGGACACGGUGCACUACUAUGCCAACGUCGCUCCGGUAUGGCGAAGCAUCGCCUCGGGUAACUGGCAGAUAGCCGGCGAAAUGAUUCGCAAGGCUGCCACUGAUUCCAGGUCCAAAAUCGAGCUGUGGGCUGGGACCAUGAGAACGAUGGAACUCGAGGAUUCCAAGGGUGUCAAGAGGCAGAUCUACAUGGCCUACAACACCACUACGAUAACAGAAGUGGUGCCAGUGCCUAGACUGUUGUUCAAAUACGCAUACGACCGGGAACACAAUCGAGGAGUAGUCAUCAUCACUGUGAACGACCCGUUCAUCAAGAAGCCUAGACCGGAGCACAUCAUCUGUCCAGAACAGGAGCUAUGCCAGCGACUGCAUUCUAGCUUCACAGUCUUAGAGCUGGGUUAUACCUAUUGCUGCACACUCGCGGAUUUUGCGAAGACGGCGAAGUUGAGAGGCUUGCCUGCUUUUCCGAACGCGCAAUCGCUUUUCUAAAUUAUUCGACCGAUCGGUUAUUUCAUAAUCGACAAUUGUCUGUAGUUAUGGAAAUUUUGGCUGUAUGAGAUGCGUCGACGAUAAGAAGCUCAUAAUAAAGUAUCAAUGCGAUAAUAAUUGUGAAA